AUGCUCCAUCCUGUAUUUCGCCGUUCGGAUCAGUCCAUUGAUCGUGGGUUCAGUUUCUACUGUCAUCGUGGGUCACUUCAGCCACCAGACCCCAUCUCACCCCAAAGAGGGCACGUAGGGGAGAAGCCACAUCACUGUUCGGAAUGCGGUAAAUGCUUCAGCUUGAGAUCCGGUCUUCUCGAACACCAGAGAACUCACAGAGGAAUGAAGCCGUAUUUAUGUUCCGAAUGCGGAAAAACAUAUCUCAUCAGACACGAAAAAGUUCAUACCGGGGAAAACCCUUAUACGUGCUCGGAGUGUGGGAAGAGUUUUUUUCAGAAACAGCAUCUGCUUUCACACCAGAGGACUCACUUGGCCGAGAAGCCAUUUUCAUGUACGGAGUGCGGGAAAGGUUUUUUCCAGAGGGACCAUCUUGUCUCUCAUCAGAUGAGUCAUACGGGAAAGAAGCCGUUUUCAUGUUCGGAAUGUGGGAAAUGUUUUACCUGGAGACCCAACCUCAUCGUACAUCAGAGGACUCACACCGGGGUUAAGCCAUAUUCCUGUUCUAAUUGUGGGAAGUGUUUUUCCCAGAGCAAAAGUCUUGCCUACCAUCAGAUGACUCAUACGGGGGAGAAACCAUAUUCGUGUUCGGAGUGUGAGAAGUGUUUCUCUUUUAAACAUCUGCUCAUUAAACACUAUAGGGCUCACACAGGAGAGAAGCCUUUUUCAUGUUUGGAGUGUGGAAAGUGUUUCUUCGAGAGGAAACGUCUUAUCUCCCAUCAGAGAACUCACACCGGGGAGAAGCCAUAUUCGUGUCCAGAAUGUGGGCAUUGCUUUUCUUCGAAACACUCGCUCACGGUCCACCAUAGAGAUCACACGGGAGAGAAGCCGUUUUCCUGUUCGGAAUGUGGGAAAUGCUUUACCACAAGAUCAACUCUCGCUAAACACCUGGCGGGCCACACGGGGACUAAGCCGUUUUUCUGCUCCAUGUGCGGGAAAUGUUUUUCUCGGAAAUCCUCGCUCGUCACACACGAAAGACUUCACACGGGCGAAAAGCCUUAUUCCUGCUCUGCAUGUGGGAAAUGUUUCACGGAUAGAUCAAAUCUUACUUCCCAUCAAAAAAUUCACACCGGUGACUUACCAUACUCUUGUACAGAUUGUGAGAAAGGUUUCAAAAGAAAGUCGGACUUGGCUUCGCAUAGUAGUCGAAUCCACAAGAGGGAACAUCUUAGCUAA
This is a messenger RNA of Staurois parvus, 1215 nucleotides long. The record is from the annotation of a GenBank genome assembly. Lineage: Eukaryota; Metazoa; Chordata; Amphibia; Anura; Ranidae.